Molecule: messenger RNA, 1029 nt
Organism: Mesorhabditis belari
Lineage: Eukaryota; Metazoa; Nematoda; Chromadorea; Rhabditida; Rhabditidae
Source: the annotation of a GenBank genome assembly
AUGGCCUCCUCCGAUGCGGAUUAUGGAGCCGAGGAGACGAUGACGAAGUCGAAACUCCUCGUCAUCGAAUGGGAACACUUGAAUUUGUGGCGCUUUUACCCGAUGGCGAUCGCCUCGUCGUGGACGAUCCGAUGUCUUCUUUAUCCAAUGUCAGUGGUGAAGAGCCGUUUGCAACUCCAGAAACAGGAUAACGUCUAUCGUGGAAUGCGACACGCCUUUGUGGAGAUUGUUCGACAGGAGGGCUUCACCGCUUUGUAUCGGGGUUUCUGGAUGACGCUCCCCCAAAUCUCAGCCUCUUUCCUUUACUCGUCAACAUACGAACGAAUGCGAGACCUACUACAAGUACAUUUGGACGUCACGAAUCCCUCAUUGGUCUCAGCGCUGGCUGGAGCAAUUGCCUCACCCUGUGCGCAGAUGGUUUUUGUGCCAACCGAUAUUGUAGCUCAACAUAUGAUGGUCUAUAAUCAAGCGAAGAAGUUUGCCGGUUCGAGCAAGGGAGGCGCUGUGCACGACUUUUUACAGUUGGAUGGCUUGGAAAAGCGACAAACGUUGGGCAUUCGAGUGAUCCGCGCCGUGUACAAAGUCGACGGCUUUCGGGGAUUUUAUCGAGGUUUCCUCUCAGCGAUCCUUCUCUAUAUCCCGUCAACGAUGGUUUUUUGGAGCACCUACUACAAAGCAUUGGAUGUUUUCAGAUCGUUACGAGCCUCAUUUUUCACGUCUAUCGAUGCAAAUGCGAUCCAGAAGGAGAAAUUGUACAUUGACCAAGCCCUAGCCGGUUCGAUUGGCGGUGUUAUGGCGGCAAUUAUGACGAAUCCAUUGGAAAUGCUCAGGAUACGGUUACAGGUUCAUCGAACGAGUUACACUGAAACGCUGCGCCGGUUAUGGAAAUUCGAGGGAACCCGGGUUUUUUCAAAGGGUUUGGCUCCACGUGUCCUCAACAAUGCUCUCUACUCGAUGUUGAUCAUGUUAGGAUAUGAAACGGUGAAGAAAACAUGUGUUCUACCCGAGUACAAAGAUAAAGUCGUUUGG